AUGGCAGGAGAUUCUCGAGUCCUCAUGGACCACAACAUGGAGAUAGGAGUCACACCUGCACAGGUGAAGAAGCUACCCAAACACUUACGAGAGGCUCAGAUCCCAACGGACCGCACACAUCUCAUCACAGACCCUGCGAAAAAACCACGACAACGCUACGUGCAAAAAGACGGAAAGUGCAAUGUUCACCAUGGCAACGUCCAAGAGACUUACAGGUACCUUAGCGACCUGUUUACUACGCUCGUGGACUUACGCUGGCGACUUAGUUUCUUCAUUUUUACCCUGGUCUAUGUCGUCAAUUGGCUUUUCUUCGGCUUCCUGUGGUGGCUGAUUGCACUCAUUCGGGGAGACUUGUUACACGCUGAUGAGGAGGACUGGACUCCUUGUGUGGAGCACCUCAACAGUUUUGUCUCCGCUUUCUUGUUCUCCAUUGAAACAGAGACAACCAUAGGGUACGGGUAUCGGGUAAUCACGGAAAAAUGCCCAGAAGGUAUCAUUUUGCUUUUAGUGCAAGCCAUUUUGGGAUCCAUCGUAAAUGCCAUGAUGGUGGGCUGCAUGUUUGUCAAAAUAUCCCAGCCAAAGAACCGCGCAGAAACUCUAAUGUUCUCGCACAAUGCUGUUAUAUCUGUACGGGACAAUAAGAUGUGCCUCAUGUUCCGAGUGGGAGACCUGAGGAAUUCCCAUAUCGUAGAGGCGUCGAUCCGGGCCAAGCUGAUCCGAUCUCAGCAGACUAAAGAGGGAGAGUUCAUUCCACUGAACCAGACCGAUAUUAACAUUGGAUUUGACACCGGGGAUGAUCGCUUAUUUCUGGUGUCUCCACUCAUCAUCUCCCACGAGAUCAACGAAAAGAGUCCUUUUUGGGAGCUGUCCAUGGCUCAGAUGGAGAAGGAGGAGUUCGAGAUCGUGGUCAUCCUGGAGGGCAUGGUGGAAGCUACAGGCAUGACGUGCCAGGCCCGCAGCUCUUACCUGGACACAGAGGUGCUCUGGGGGUACCGCUUCACCCCCGUCCUGUCUCUGGAGAACGGCUUCUAUGAGGUUGACUACAACAACUUCCACGACGUCUACGAAACCAAUACCCCCGCGUGCAGCGCCAAGGAGCUCGCCGCUAAGCUACGUGAGGGCCCACUAUUACCUCAGCUAUCUCUGCUCAGCCCUGAACCCAAAACACAUACAUUUGACCCCUUGAAUCCACUGACCAAUCAGGAUCCACUAAACCAGGAAGAGGACAAGGUGGAGACAGAGAUAGGAGAGGAGAGGGGGGGUAGCAAUGGUUCUGCUGCAGCUCUGGAGCAAGUGUCAACCCUGCCAGAUGGACUGCCCAAGUGA
This is a messenger RNA of Boleophthalmus pectinirostris (great blue-spotted mudskipper), 1326 nucleotides long. RefSeq names its product potassium inwardly rectifying channel subfamily J member 5 (gene kcnj5). Gene Ontology annotation, cellular component: plasma membrane. Gene Ontology annotation, biological process: potassium ion import across plasma membrane; regulation of monoatomic ion transmembrane transport. Gene Ontology annotation, molecular function: inward rectifier potassium channel activity. The transcript is spliced from 3 exons. The coding region runs from base 1 to 1326 and encodes 441 amino acids. NCBI's taxonomy places the organism in Eukaryota, Metazoa, Chordata, Actinopteri, Gobiiformes, Gobiidae. The record is from RefSeq and is a predicted model, not a curated record.